Messenger RNA from Coniophora puteana RWD-64-598 SS2, 1734 nucleotides. RefSeq names its product FabD lysophospholipase-like protein. Lineage: Eukaryota; Fungi; Basidiomycota; Agaricomycetes; Boletales; Coniophoraceae. The transcript has 5 exons. Gene Ontology annotation, cellular component: membrane. The record is from RefSeq and is a predicted model, not a curated record. Gene Ontology annotation, molecular function: ADP binding. Bases 1 to 1734 code for a protein of 577 amino acids. Gene Ontology annotation, biological process: arachidonate metabolic process.
AUGCCUGACGACGACAUCAAAGCCCUCCGCCUUCUGUCUAUCGAUGGCGGGGGCGGUCCCAGGGGAAUGUCUCCUCUGCUCAUCCUUCGCGAGAUCAUGCAGCGCAUCCAGGCGAAGGACAACCUGCCCACCACUCCCGAGCCGCAUACUUACUUUGACAUGAUCGGCGGCACUGGCACUGGCGGGCUUACCGCCCUCCUCCUGGGCCGCCUCCGCAUGCCAAUCGAUGAGGCAAUCAAGGCCUACGACGACCUCAACCACCGCGUGUUCGUCGGCGCGAAGAAGCCCACCGGCAGCGACGAGGCUUCGAGGUCCGAGGCAUUCAUCAAGUUCAUCCAGGAGCUCUGCAUGAAGAAGCUCGGUAUCAGGGACGCUCGCAUGAUGGAGGACGCUUCUGACGUGAAUGCGUGCAAGGUCUUCAUCUGCUCUCGUCUCGCCGAGAACAUGAACGCCGAAAAGCCUGCGCUCCUCCGCACCUACAUGACCUCCAAGCACCGCAGCCCCGACUGCCUCGUCUGGGAGGCCGCCCGCGCCGCGCUCGCCAUGCCAGGCUACUUCAAGCCCGUCAACAUCUCCGACGGCGGCGUCACCCAGCGCUACGUCGACGGCGGCAUUGGGCUCACCAACCCGUCCCAGGUCCUCCUCCGCGAGGCCGAGGUCGUCUUCCCGAACGGCAGCCUCGGCGUCGUCGUCAGCCUCGGCACGGGCCACCUCCCGACCAUCGCGCUGUCCCAGGACGGCGGCGCCGGCGGCGCGUCGUCCGCGUUCGCGUUCGGGCGCACGCCGGCGUCUGAAAUCUUCAAGGCGAUCCAGGGCACCGCGCUCGACUCGGAGCGCGUGUCCGAGGAGCUCGCUGCUCUGUUUAGUAACUACCCGGAUGUGUAUUUCCGGUUCAACGUCUCCCAGGGGAUGCAGGGGAUGUCGUGGGCGGCCUGGGACGCCAGCCCGAGCGCGGUGCCGGCGCAUACUGCGCAGUAUUUGAAGGUGUUGGAUGUAGAUCGCCGUGUUGACGCGGCUGUGGUGGCGCUGUUGGCGCCCCAGAUGCGUGUUUCGAUUGCUGCUGUGAACAGCCUCCCCGCGCCUCAGGCAGGCGGGAUAGUGGGCAAGCCUGCCAAGGCCGUGCCUCCUCCCAUCAGCACCUUUACUGGGAGGUCGGACGCGUUGUCCCUAUUGCGGGCCUACUUCUCGCAGAAGAAGAGUGCAAGGACCCAGCACAUAUUCGUGCUGCAUGGUCCCGGGGGUGCGGGAAAGACCCAGAUCGCCUGCAAGUUUGUGGACGAGUGCAGGAGUGCAGGUGGACAGAUGUUCACGGACCUGAUUCUGGUGGAUGCAUCCAAUGUGCAGACCAUUGAGGCCGAUCUGGGUGCUCUGGCUGUGACCAAGGGGGCGGGGAAAUCCCACUCGGAUGCACUGGGGUGGCUGGCUACCCAGAGGUCGAACUGGCUGCUGUUCUUUGAUAACGCGGAUGAUCCCUCGUUUAAUCUGAGUGCCUAUAUGCCCAAGUGCACCCAUGGGAACAUCUUGAUCACUACCAGGAAUAAAUCAGUGCAGCAGCUCGGAGCCGGUUCACAGUCUGCAUACCAUGUGUACAAGAUGAAGAAGGAUGAGGCUAUUGAUCUCCUGCUGCAGUUGCUCUGCAAGCAAGAUCCCGAGAUGAGUGUCAGAGAUAUCUUGCAGGGGAUGGCAAGCCAGCUUGUGGAGGAACUGGGAUGUUUUGCUCUGGCUAUUGCUUAA